Amyelois transitella is the source of this 2794-nucleotide messenger RNA. RefSeq lists its product as uncharacterized. NCBI's taxonomy places the organism in Eukaryota, Metazoa, Arthropoda, Insecta, Lepidoptera, Pyralidae. The transcript is spliced from 2 exons. Bases 715 to 2256 code for a protein of 513 amino acids. The record is from RefSeq and is a predicted model, not a curated record.
CAACUGAGUAUAUAAGACUCAUAGAUAUAUUUGUAUCAAAUUUAAAUGUUGAAUACUGUUUGAAAGAGAGGAAGUGUUAGUUAGUUUAAAUCGCCUAAUUCGUGUAGAAAAAAAAUUGAAUUUUUAAAAUUUAAAGUGCAAGGCAGACAUUUUUAACAAAAUCAACAACUUUGGUAUGUCGUUAAAACAGAGUUUGGUCCAAUGUCUGGAGGAAUUAAGAACUCUUAACCUUAUUCACGAAGUGCGAUCUCGACCAAGCAAGGGGAAAGCGGAGAGGGUGUUGAAUCUUAUAUACCAGACAGGCAUAAAGAAUACAACCUAUACGGACGAGGAAAAGAAGAACAUAGGAAAUCUAUUGGCUAAUGCUAUCAAAGCUAUCAAAGUGAACAUCGUAAGUACAGCCAACGCCGACCGCACACGGCUUGAAAAUGCCGUGUUGAUGAAAAGAUCAGCUUUACAGUUUUUGAUUGACAAUUACGGCAAAUUUCCAGUCGGGAACUCAACCGUCGCCAAAGAGCUAGAUAAAGAAAAUAUCUCGGAGAGUGUGAAGAUAUUAAACGAAAUCAUUGACAAGUGGUGCGAUUUAAGCGAUUCAGACGAAGGUUCAAGUGAUAGGGAAGCGGCAGGGGCGAGAAUAGUACCGGCUUCACACACGUGGUGGACUGUGUGAAAAAUUAACCAGGCUGUAUUUAACGAGCAUAAGAACAUUUCAAAAUGAAUUUUCUAUCAAAUGUACUUGAUUCAAUCCCCGUAGUAGGUCACGUAAAAGGAGUGGUUCAUUACGCAGUUGGAGAUACUCAAGGUGGUAAUAAAGCGAUGUACCAAUCCACCAGAACAACCGCAGUCCUUGCCGGAGGAGCUGUCGGGUGUGUCGCAGGACCAGCUGGAGCUGUAGCGGGAGCUAUGUCCGCUGGACUUGCCACUGAUACAAUUGCUUCUAUAGCUACCGAUAAGCCACAAGGAAUUAUUGAAGGCUGUGACAAUAUCGGUAGUGAUAUAGCAGCUGGCAGAAAUCCAACUUGUUCUAUACUCUCUACAACUGUUCAACUUGGUUUAGAUGGAGUAGGUGGCUUAGGGAUGGGUGGAGUAGCAAGUGCUGCCAGUAAUAUUUCUGAAAAAGCUGUUGCUAAAACUCUAGAAAAUAUUGGUAAAAACGAAAUGACAAAGAUAGUGUCUAAGAAAGUGUCCGAAAAGGCAGUUCAAAAAGCUAUACAACAGGCAGUUGUUCACGCUGAAGUUGCGUGUGUGACUGCUCAUAUUGGAUUAAAAGCGAGUAAAAGAACAACUGAGGAGGAGAAACAAGAAAAACAAGAGCAAAAUGAAAAGGUAAGGAAAGAAAGAUAUAAACGCGAACAAAGCAAAGAAAGGCAAGCCAGCGCCGGUAACCAAGGUACGAGUACCGGAUCCUCGCAGCAACCAGAAGGAAACGGAAACGGAAACAACAAUAAUAAGAAUAAUAAAAAUAAGCCAGACUACUUAGACAUUUUCAUGAAAUUACUUAAAAAACUCUUAAAACGUAUAUACGGCAAUGAAAGAGAAUAUAUCUCUGGCAUUUUCGAAAAUCUUUCUCUGGGUCAAAUAAAUUAUUUGAGGGGUAUCAUUGAAGUAACAAUGAAAACCGGUACACUAGAGGAGGUGGUUGAAUUAGUGAUAAGAAUGUUUAAAGGACAUAUGUCCAAAAAUGUUUCAUUUGAGAAUUUUCUUAGUCUUUUAGAGUUUGUCCGGGCAUAUCUUUUGGGCGAGAUAGACGUGAGAGAGACCGAGUCAACGAGGUACAACCAAGAAACACACGAUCAGCGACGCGCACAAAUUCUUUGUGACAUCAUGGGGGAAAGAGAUACAGUCGAAACACUGGUUCGUUUGUUCAGAACGCUGCAAGCUGAAAUCGAAGCUGAGACUGCGGUUCCCAACAACAUAUCGCCCGAUUUCCGUGACAUAUUCGCCGCGGUGUAUCACUACUACAAACAUAGAUGUGUACCAGAGGACGGAGAACUGUCCGUCAAGGAUUAUUAUAAUUGGAUUCGAAAGGCGUUGGAAAAACUUAAGAAGAAGACUAGAUAUAGACAAGAAGUGGAGAAUCAGAGAGGUCCAGUGACGUGUCGGUAUGAGUAUUAUGUGGAGGUGUUCGGGCGUCGGUUUAGGAUUGUCGUGAAGGUGCGGGGCGGCCGCUUGCUGCUGAGCUCUGCCUUCUUUGUGAGCAUCUGCUUCGAGGGAGACACAGAUGAGACCGAAAAUUUAAAAAUAGAAAAGAAAUAAACACCCAUGUACAGAUACUAGUCGUUAUGCAUUUUCAUAAGGGUUAUUUGAUUUUGUAUUUCUUACUUUAUAUUUCUUUUUCUUUUUUAUAUAUUUAUAUGUGGUUAUACAAUUUUUUUUAUGCAAUUAUAAGCCAAUCACAGUAAAACAACCAUAAAAUGAUAUUUUAUAUUUGACUGCUAUAGUCGUCAUUCAAUCUUCAUUCUUUUGACGGCCUCUGUAGCGCAGCUGUAGUGCCUGUGACACCGGAGUCCUCAGUUCGAAUCCCGGCCGGGGCAUGAUCAGAAACUGACUUUUUCUGAUUGGCCUGGGUCUUGAAUGAUUAUCUAUAUUAGUGUAUAUUAUUAUUAUAAAUAAGUAAGUAAGUAAUGAGUAAGUAUCUCGUUACACAAGUCUAAAACUUACUAGGAGGCUAACUCGAUCUGUAUAAUUUGUCCCAUUUAUACUUUAAUAUAAUCUAAUCUAUUAUAAUUAAUAAGAUUUGUUUUUUGAUUAAAUACGAUGUAACAAAGUAUGUAAUAAAGUGCAUAAAAUACAA